Saccostrea echinata is the source of this 1188-nucleotide messenger RNA. RefSeq names its product leucine-rich repeat protein lrrA-like. The transcript is spliced from 2 exons. NCBI's taxonomy places the organism in Eukaryota, Metazoa, Mollusca, Bivalvia, Ostreida, Ostreidae. Bases 1 to 1008 code for a protein of 335 amino acids. Gene Ontology annotation, molecular function: protein binding. The record is from RefSeq and is a predicted model, not a curated record.
AUGGUGUUUCUCUAUGGAGAGCUUAUUGAAAUGGUGUAUCUCUACUCUCAGAAAGGAGAAUGUCUAACAGAUUAUGCAGAGACUAACAGAUUAUCCUCUCAUAGAACACUGAUACAAGAGAAUAAAACAGGAGAAGACUCCGAUACUCCAUGUUUCAAAUUACUACAAUCGCUCAAGAGAAAAGAAACAGUUUCUGCAGCACCAUCAAGCCAAAGUCUCAUUCGUCGUGUGAAAGACAGAUUUAAGGAAACUAUUAUAACCGUGAAGGGCACAACACUUGACUUAGGACAACUUAGUAUAUCCGAAAUUGAAAAACUGUGUCAUGAAUGUCCAGAUGCUAAUCUUGUCCAGAAAAUUUCCCUCCACCAGACUAACUUAACGUACAUAUCAGGAUCACUAGGAAAAUUUAGAAAUCUUGUUCAUCUGGACUUCAGUAACAACAGAGUAAAAUUUAUAUCUUGCCAACUGGCAGAGUUGACAAAUUUAAAAAUUCUUGAUCUAUCAAACAAUGAAAUUGAAGAUAUUCCUUUGACAGUUUUCUUAAUAGCAUCACUCAGGAUUUUAAACUUGGAACAAAAUCAAAUAAGAUAUUUGCCAACAGAACUUUUGGAGUUGGAAAAUUUGGAAGUAUUGAAAUUGUCAAAAAAUCCCAUUCUUUCACCUCCACAAGAAGUCUGUAUAUUAGGUUUGGAUGCUAUUUUUGGGGCACUUCUUGAUCAAAAAGCAAAAACAGAUCUUCUACACAAUUGGAAGCCAUACUAUUCAGCACAUCAAGUAAAACUGAUGCCUUUGUUUAAACUGUGUGUGGAGAGCAUUUUAUGUCACAGACUAGACUUUACCUCCAUGGAUACUAUACCUACAUCUAUAAAGAAAUAUCUGACUUUAGCCAAGUCGUCCAGUGAGAGCCGAUUACCUCCCCUGCAGAAGUGUGGCAGGUGCUUUGCUUACUUCAGCCAGAAACACCUAUUUCUUAAUCAUGAAUGCAAACCAAAACAAGGCAAACAAUAGUAAACAUUUCUGAUGUGGUAAAGAAAUUUUAAAAAGCAAACAUUGUCUGCUACUUCUGAACAUACUAAUUAUAAUUUUAUCAUAUAUUUUCCACUGACAUAGAAGUUAAAUAUUUAUAUAGCAUUAUCAAGACUCUUGAAGUGAGAAUACUCUAAAAUCUAGGAAAUGAAAUAUAUUUCA